Messenger RNA from Lingula anatina, 1862 nucleotides. RefSeq names its product heparan-sulfate 6-O-sulfotransferase 2-like. Gene Ontology annotation, molecular function: heparan sulfate 6-sulfotransferase activity. Gene Ontology annotation, cellular component: membrane. Lineage: Eukaryota; Metazoa; Brachiopoda; Lingulata; Lingulida; Lingulidae. The record is from RefSeq and is a predicted model, not a curated record.
CACAACAAAACCAAAGGAGCUUGUCUGUUAGUCGCGUAUGAAGAAUGAGGAGAAAAAAAUCCAGGAUACUUGCAAUGGGUUGAACAAAGUUCCCACCCUCCAAGUUUCUCAUUCAAUUCAAACAGUAGGACUUUCUUUUACAAUGUCCACUCAAAGGACAUAUUCAUAAAAACUGAAAAUGAAAGAAAAGAAAAUCGGGAAAUUAGUUAUAGGUGUGUUAGCCGUCCUAGUGCUUUUGGGGUUCCUAUUCAUGGGUUACUUCUGUGCUGACCAAACGUGUGCCUUAAAACCCGGCUCCCCUACGCCGGGGUACCUUCACUUUGAUGUGCAAGCUUACCUAAAGGGGGAGCUACCUGCCAAGGUGUUUGAAGAAAAAGACUUGGAGAGGGAUUUCCAGGUGGAUUUGGAAGACGGGGACGUGAUCGUCUUUCACCAUAUGCAGAAGACUGGAGGGACUACAUUUGGGAGGCACCUGGUGAAUGAUCUGCAGCUUAAGCAUCCCUGUAGAAAAGUGGAUGGAAGGAAGCGUUACGACUGCCAGAACUCUGAUCAUCACGUGUGGCUGUUUAGCCGUUACUCUACUGGUUGGCGAUGUGGCCUCCAUGCUGACUGGACCGAAUUACAGGAAUGUGUGGACAGGGAGAUGGAUGCAUUUGAAGGGAAACACAGGACGCGAAGAUACCAUUACAUCACUAUGCUACGAGAUCCUGUCAAGCGGUACCUCAGCGAGUGGAUGCAUGUACGACGUGGCGCCACCUGGAAAACUGCCCAGUUAAGAUGUAAUGGUCGCCAGGCCACAUUACAGGAAGUGCCUUUUUGCUACAACAGCUCAGACUGGUACGGGGUCACCAUCGAGGAGUUCUUGGCCUGUCCUCAUAACUUGGGGAACAACCGUCAAACCAGAAUGCUCGCCAAUCUUAGCGCUGUUGGUUGUUAUAACAGAAGCCUAUUGCCACCGGAUGUGCGCGAUAAAAUGCUCUUAGAAAGUGCCAAAACUAAUCUUAGAAAUAUGGCUUACUUUGGCAUAUUGGAGUACCAGCCAGAAAUGCAGUAUUUGUUUGAAAAGACCUUCCAUUUAAAGUUUGGUGUGCAAUUUAGUUUGUUUAAUAAGACACAUAUCACUAAGCUAAAGAUGAGCAACAAAACAGUAGAGGAGAUCGUCAAGGUUAACAGCCUCGAUGUGAAACUGUAUCAGUACGCCAAAGAACUAUUUCUUCAGAGGGUUAAUCAUGUUCGAAGGAAAGCAGCCAAAGCCCAGGAGACCAUUUCACAGUAUUCUAAUCUCGAGAAAAGCAAUAUUGACUACAUUGUGGACAGUUCAAAACAGGUUGUGCCUAAAAAGGAGGUCCUGAGCAGGUCUGAGGAGAAUAAUGAUGGCAGCAGCAGGUCUGGAAGUAUUAAUGAUAAGACUGAGAGAUCUCAAAGUACAUUGGAUGUUCAUGUAAGUGAAACUGUGCCAAAAAAGGUCAAGGGAGACCACGACCUUGAACCUGGCAGGUUUGAUGGAAGUAGGUCUGAAGGGAUUGAUGAACCAAGAAAAAGCAAUAUUGAGCCCCAGAUUGAUAAAUCUGAAGGAGACCAAGCAGACUCCAGGUUAAAAAGUUUACACCAGGAAAAAUCUUUGUUGACUUCCAAACCUGGGAUAGACGGGCUCCAUCGUGAAUCUCGUUCAAGACAAGUAACUGGUGAAAAUUACGAUGACUCUGAACUCGAUAUUGACGAGGAGGAUAAUGACGAUGAGGAUGAGGUCAAAUAGGUACCUUAAUGAAUUUUGGAAAAAUGAAUUUCAUCUUGAUGUGAAUCUGAAAGAAGUAUUUUCUUUGCGUGAAGCGAUUGGAAAAAAUUGAAUGUGGUAGAGUCUU